This is a messenger RNA of Adineta ricciae, 420 nucleotides long. Lineage: Eukaryota; Metazoa; Rotifera; Eurotatoria; Adinetida; Adinetidae. The record is from the annotation of a GenBank genome assembly.
AUGAGACGAAAUCUCCUUAGUUUAAUCACCCGAACAGUUUUCAACCCAAAUUUCGUAUUCCAAAGAUACUCAUCCAAUGCAAAUCAAUUUGUUAACGUUAAAGUUAUCGAUCGCGACCAAAAGCCAAUCGACGCCAAAGCUAAAGUCGGUUCCAACAUGCUCGAUGUGAUUCUUGAUAAUAAGAUCGAUAUUGACGGAUUUGGUGCAUGCGAAGGCACACUCGCUUGUUCAACGUGCCAUGUGAUACUCGAUAGUGAAAACUACAAGACUUUGCCCGAACCUGUCGAAGAAGAAAAUGAUAUGUUAGACUUGGCUUUCGGCUUAACACCGACAUCUCGCCUCGCUUGUCAAAUCAUCGUGGAGCCACGUAUGAAAGAUUGGGUGUUCGUCGUACCUAAGGAUGUCAACGAUCAACGUUGA